GUUCGCUAAGGCUUAUGGAUUCGUCAUGAUAACCAGCAGCCCUAGGUACCCGCAGAGCAACGGACUCGUGGAGCGGAUGGUCAAAUCCAUCAAACAGCUACUGACAAAGGCGGAGGACCCACAUCUCGGGCUACUGGCUUACAGAUCCACGCCACUGCCUUGGUGCACUCUCAGUCCUUCAGAAUUGCUCAUGGGAAGACGAUUGAGAACAACAAUGCCACAGUCGACAGCACAACUCACCCCACACUGGGAUUAUCUGAGGAAUUUUCGUGAAGCAGAUAAUUUUUUCAAAAGCAAACAGAAGAAGAACUUUGACUCCAGACAUCGAGCUAAAGACCUGCCCCAAUUACAAAAGGACACGGAAGUCUGGAUAACGUCAAGUAAAGAGCCAGCUCAAGGGACAAUCGUCGGUCCAGGCCACACUCCACGAUCCUAUGUCAUUAAAACAGACAAAGGGGAGGUGAGGAGAAAUAGAGGACAUUUGAAAGCCAUCCCAAAGUUUGGCACUUCACCUGAAAUCGGAAGUCCCCAGAAUACGGAAACUGGUCAAACAACACCAACCAGGCCACAAACGAGAAGCCAGACUGGUUGUCAAAUAAAGAGGCCGAUGAAACUCGACCUGUAAGGGGAGAUGUGGAGUGACUCUAUUAAUAGCGUAGUGACACGCAUGCGUAACUAUUGUAUCUUCGUAGUAUGUCUUCGUAGUGUGUUGAGUUCUAGUGUGUUGAGUAGAAUAAAUACAAACCGUA
Molecule: messenger RNA, 749 nt
Organism: Corticium candelabrum
Lineage: Eukaryota; Metazoa; Porifera; Homoscleromorpha; Homosclerophorida; Plakinidae
Exons: 1
Coding region: 26-625 (199 amino acids)
Molecular function (GO): nucleic acid binding
Source: RefSeq, a predicted model, not a curated record